Molecule: messenger RNA, 342 nt
Organism: Sclerotinia sclerotiorum 1980 UF-70
Lineage: Eukaryota; Fungi; Ascomycota; Leotiomycetes; Helotiales; Sclerotiniaceae
Exons: 1
Coding region: 1-342 (113 amino acids)
Source: RefSeq, a predicted model, not a curated record
AUGGCUAUCUCAGUCAAGUCUCUUUCCUGCUGCAUCAAGUACAAACCUCAAUACUUUUUACUUUUCAGCCCAGUACAUAUCUGGCUUUUCGUAUUGAUCAUCCGUCAUGAAUAUAUGGAACUCAAAGAGGUCCAUUUGGAUUGGAAGAGAGAGGAGGCUCAGGAGAUUAGGUCUCAGAAAUUGAGGGACGCAUCUAAGGAGACUGCAUCGGAGGACGACGAAUCCAGCGAAGGAACCGAGAGCUCCAAUGGUGGAAAAUCAAAGAGAAGAAAUCACCGAGGCGGGCUUAAGGUGAGGAAACUAAGAGGUAGAGGAGAAGAGGGUAGAGCUACCCACCUUUAG